AUGCAGCUGAAAGAGAAUUCUCUAGCGGAUACCCUAAAAGCUUUUAUGGACGCGCAAAAUAAGACAAAUCAAAGAGUUGAUUCAAUGCUCACGCAGCUGGUGGGAGAGAAUAAGGAAAUAAAAAGUCAUAUCACAAAGCUAACAGAAGCUUUAACCAUUCAAGAGUGCGGUAGAUUUCCAUCACAAGCUCAGUCCAAUCUGAGAGGACAAAACAUGGUUCAAACUUCCAACUUUGAAGGUCAAAACAUCAAGAAAGUUAACGCCAUCUCUACUCGAAGUGGUAAGAAUUCAGACAUGCCAUCGACAAGUAGUACCACUUCGAGUAAUGAAGAAUUGGCUCAGAAGAAAGAAGAGCCAACAAAAAUUUUGGUAAAGGUGCCUUUUCCCCAAGCUCUCCGACCUACUGAGAAAGUGCCAAAAAAUCAAAGUGAGAUCCUAGAGCACUUGACACAAUUGAAGAUCAAUCUUCCCAUACUACACGUGAUCAAGCAAGUGCCGGCCUACGCUAAGGUUAUCAAGGAUCUGUACACCAUAAAGAGAAAGCACCACAUCAAGAAGACUGUAUUCUUGACGGAACAAAUGAGCGCGGUGAUUGAGCAGAAGACACCGUCGAAGUAUAAAGAUCCAGGUUGUCCUACCAUUUCUUGCCAGAUCGGGACACAUGAAUUCAGCCAAGCAUUACUAGACUUAGGAUCAAGCAUGAACCUCAUGCCUUAUUCGGUCUACUCACAAUUGGGUCUUGAAGAGAUUAAGCCCACAUCUGUGGUUCUGCAACUCGCCGAUAGAUCCAUUAAGAGACUACGGGGAAUAGUAGAAGACGUUCUGUUACAAAUCGACAGGUUUUAUUACCCCAUGGAUUUUCUUGUCCUGGAUACACAAUCCAUGGUGAAUAUGGAGUCAUCAAUUCCUAUCAUUCUAGGAAGACCUUUUCUUGCCACAGUAAACGCACGUAUCAAUUGUAGGAAUGGUCUCAUGAAGAUAUCUUUCGGGAAUAUGACCAUUGAGGAGCUCCCAACAGAAGGAGAAAAACCGAAAUCAUCCACUGAAGAGGCUCCAAAAGUCAAGCUAGCCCAACCACUUGAGGGCUUAAAACAUGCAUUCUUGGGAAAUGAAGACACAUUCUCAGUCAUCAUCUCAUCUAAACUCGAUCCAUUGCAAGAACAACGAUUGAUCAACAUGCUGAAAGAGUGCAAUUCUAGGAUCAAGGUAAAAAUGAAAGCGGCUCAUGAUAAGCAGAUCCUAAGGAAGAAUUUCGAGCCGAAUCAACGGGUUCAUCUCUAUGAUUCUCGUUUGCAUCUCCACCCCGGUAAGUUGAGGUCGCGGUGGACUGGCAUGUUCGUAGUAAAACGCAUUUUUCCCAAUGGUGCUGUUAAGGUUGAGGACCCGACUGAUGGGAGAAUAUUCAAAGUAAAUGGCCAGCGUCUGAAAAAUUUCUUAGAGUGGGUGAACUAG
Messenger RNA from Morus notabilis, 1452 nucleotides. RefSeq lists its product as uncharacterized. The transcript is spliced from 2 exons. The coding region runs from base 1 to 1452 and encodes 483 amino acids. Lineage: Eukaryota; Viridiplantae; Streptophyta; Magnoliopsida; Rosales; Moraceae. The record is from RefSeq and is a predicted model, not a curated record.